AUGUCACUUUCAAACCCUCCUAGAAACAAAUGGAGGUUGAUAGCAUGUAUUACUCUUUGGGUAUGUGUUGGAUUCCAUGAUGCUACUCCAGGUGCCUUGUUACCUUACAUUGAGGAUUAUUAUGAUAUCAGUUACUCAAUAGCUUCCUUGAUUUGGGUGGGUGCUGCCUUGGGGUUUAUCUUCAUAGCGUGUAUCUCGCAUAAGAUACAGCCGUGGUUUGGAAAGAGAAAGUCUGUGACUAUUGGAUGUGCCCUCUGUAUUGUCAUGUAUGCCAUUGUCGCUUCUGGCACUAAAUAUCCUGUAAUAGUCGUUGCUUUCUUCUUUGGAGGUGCUGGAGCUGCGCUAGAAAUUGCACAAUGUAACAUCUUUAUUUCACGACUCGACAAAGUUUCAACCUACCUUUCAUACUUACAUGGUGCUUAUGGAAUCGGUGCUACCGUAUCUCCUCUUAUAGCAACAUCCUUAGCUUCUAGGGGAGUUAAAUGGCACUAUUUUUAUCUUGUCCUCAUCGGUCUAAUGCUCCCAACUAUGUUCUUAAUUAACUAUGCCUUUAAGGAUGCCGACGAAGACAUGAAACCUUGGGAUGACGACGAAACUGAUCUCCAGAAGAUUUCAGAUUCCUCAAAUCUAGGCAACAAUACUGAAGAAAUUGAAUUGACUGAUUUUAAUAAAGCAGAGGAAUACCCACAGCAGCAACAGAAUAUGAUGCUUAUUGCUCUCAGCAACCCAACCACUUGGCUCGUUGCCUUCUUUGUUUUCUUCUAUCAAGGAGCAGAAGUAUCUAUGGGAGGUUGGAUAGUUUCAUUCUUCCUUGAUUAUCGUCAUGGAAAUCCAAAAUAUGUAGGAUAUUCUGCUUCUGGAUAUUGGGGAGGUUUGACACUAGGAAGACUAUUGUUAACCAGACCAUUGCAUAAGACACUUGGAGCUAGAAGAGCUGUCACAGUAGUUUCGAUUGGCUCAAUGGCAGUUGUUGGUCUUGUCUGGGGAAUUCCCAAUGUCAUUGCUGAGGCGGUCUUAAUAGCAUUUGCUGGUGUUUUAAUAGGACCCAAUUAUCCAUUAAACAUUGCUUACAUGGCUCAUGACGGGUUGGUUCCGAGAAAAAUUCAAGUUAUCUCACUUACAAUUAUGUCCGCUUUUGGUUCUUCUGGGGGUGCUAUCUUCCCAUUUAUUGUCGGUUUGGUUUCCCAAACAACUGGAACAUAUAUUGUAUUACCGAUAUUUAUUGCUUUGUAUGGGUUGAUGGUGAUCAUUUGGGUAUUUAUUCCGAAUGUAGAGAGAAGAAAUGUUGUGCCCUCUAAGAAUAGAUGGAAGAGACUUUGGCAGAGGGUCUGGUAA
Molecule: messenger RNA, 1335 nt
Organism: Scheffersomyces stipitis CBS 6054
Lineage: Eukaryota; Fungi; Ascomycota; Pichiomycetes; Serinales; Debaryomycetaceae
Exons: 1
Coding region: 1-1335 (444 amino acids)
Biological process (GO): transmembrane transport
Cellular component (GO): membrane
Molecular function (GO): transmembrane transporter activity
Source: RefSeq, a predicted model, not a curated record